CAACUCUUUUGGCGCUGACCGGCAGUUAGCCGAAAACAGAUCGUAAAAAAAAUCACAAGGGGAAGGACCGAAUACCAUCAACCAAUCUUCUCUCGCUACAUGUGAGAAACAUGCACCACAGAUUUGCCUUCCACCCAUGCAAAGCUGGAUCGUAAAACUGGCAGGCUGGCAACCGUUGGAAAUUUAGAAUCCAAAGUGAGGAUCCAAGAAUUUUUUAUAUCAACGGCUAAGAUCUGCUCGCACUCUUCCCACGAUUCCCUUAAAUAAUAGUAAUUGCUAUCCCAAGGUCUCCCUUUCUUUCGCCCCUCUUUGGUUCACUUGCCGAAACCAAAGCCAAAAAAAAAAAAAAGAACCCCAAAGCAGAAGCCUCCAAAAAAACCGCCGAAACGCUCGUCUUUGAGGUGCUCCUUACAUUGACAAGCUUCGUGGGUUUGGCUUUGAUCCAACCCACAUUGUCUUGGUUGCCAAGAUGGUUGCACAGGAAUUCACCGUUGAUUUGAAUAAACCCCUUGUCUUCCAGGUUGGUCACCUGGGAGAAGCUUAUCAGGAUUGGGUUCACCAGCCUAUUGUGAGCAAGGAGGGUCCUCGAUUUUUUGAGAGUGAUUUUUGGGAGUUCUUGACCCGCACUGUCUGGUGGGCAAUUCCGACCAUAUGGCUGCCAGUUGUGUGCUGGUGCAUCUCCAUGUCUAUACGUAUGGGGCAUACACUUCCCCAAAUAGCUUUAAUGGUCGGUUUUGGCAUUUUUGUGUGGACAUUUCUGGAAUAUAUUUUGCAUCGUUUCCUUUUCCACAUUGAAACAAAGAGCUAUUGGGGAAACACUAUACACUAUCUUCUUCAUGGCUGCCACCAUAAGCACCCUAUGGAUGGCCUAAGGCUUGUUUUUCCACCUGCUGCAGCUGCUGUACUAUGCAUACCGUUUUGGAACCUGGUUAAGCUUUUAGCCACUCCCUCCACUACUCCUGCUGUGUUUGGAGGUGGUUUGCUGGGGUAUGUUAUGUAUGAUGUUACCCAUUACUACCUACACCAUGGUCAGCCCACUAAACAAAUUCCUAAAAGCCUUAAGAAAUAUCACUUGAACCAUCACUUCAGGAUUCAAAAUAAGGGCUUUGGGAUCACUUCAGCGUUUUGGGACAGAGUUUUUGGAACCUUUCCUCAAAGGAUAGCAGCUGAGAAGACUAGAUAAUAUAAUUGGCAAGCAUAAUAGAAAACAUUGUUUGGUUAAAACCUGUGAGGUCCAGGUUGAGGGUUUAAACAAAUUUUUUGCUUGUGGUUCUAUUUAUUUUGUAGUAUGUUGCUACAGAUGAAGUGUCUUGUGGGGUUAGCAUCUCAUCUCUUGGAUGUUCUCCUAUCUAUACGUUGAGUUGUUUGUGUAAAUAAAUGAAUGGUGUAGUGUUCCCAUUAUUUUCAGCUCCACAAAACAGAAGUUCUUUCUUUCUCACUUUGAAUUUCCAAAUUAUUUUGUAGGAUGUCUAACUGUAAGUAGUAAUCUGUUAAAUGUCUAUUGUAUUGUUAAAAAUCAUUACCAUAUUCCAUUUCAUAUAGGCUACCCAUCUCUGGAAAAUGAUUUAACACGAGGUUUCUGUUCUUUUUUGGUUAUAUUCAUGAUUGACCAACAGAGGGAGGAAUGAUUUGGUGGAACAGAUUUUACUAAUGGAGUGGCCAUUCUAAUUAAAAUAAUGAGGUAAGAUUGGCACUCUUAAGGAAUUAGCUCCAAGAAAAUUUUUUAUUAGGCUUUAGAAUGAAAAGGCUCUGUAAGGUUUAAUACUAUUGUCAUGUCUUUAUCCAAUUA
Molecule: messenger RNA, 1789 nt
Organism: Durio zibethinus
Lineage: Eukaryota; Viridiplantae; Streptophyta; Magnoliopsida; Malvales; Malvaceae
Product: dihydroceramide fatty acyl 2-hydroxylase FAH1-like
Biological process (GO): lipid biosynthetic process; fatty acid metabolic process
Cellular component (GO): endoplasmic reticulum; membrane
Molecular function (GO): fatty acid 2-hydroxylase activity; iron ion binding
Source: RefSeq, a predicted model, not a curated record